This is a messenger RNA of Chiloscyllium plagiosum (whitespotted bambooshark), 3046 nucleotides long. RefSeq names its product RNA-binding protein 38-like. NCBI's taxonomy places the organism in Eukaryota, Metazoa, Chordata, Chondrichthyes, Orectolobiformes, Hemiscylliidae. Gene Ontology annotation, molecular function: RNA binding. The record is from RefSeq and is a predicted model, not a curated record.
GGCGGAUCCAGGCGCCGACUAAGCCAAUGGGUUGUCGAGCGGGGUGUAACUUCGAGUCCCGUGAGGAUACACUGUGAGUUACAAAGAAACAAAAGCAACGGAGGCAACGAGUGCGCGGUGAGACAAAGAGGUGAAUUCCGCAGCAGACACGCGUGUAGCGCUAUGAAUAAGGACAGAGUAUUUCGGAAGCUCUUCGUGGGUGGGUUACCUUACCAUAGUAACGAAAUAUCACUCAGACGAUAUUUUCAGCGAUUCGGAGAAAUUGAAGAAGCGGCGGUGAUAACGGACAGGUUAACUGGACGAUCUCGAGGUUAUGGUUUUGUCACAAUGGCAGAUUGGGCUGCAGCAGACAGGGCAUGUAAAGAUCCUAAUCCUAUCAUUGAUGGAAGAAAAACUAACGUGAACCUUGCCUUUCUUGGGGCCAAACCCCGCAUAGUACAUUCAGGGGGUAUGGGCCUACAACAAGUGCAUUCAACUCUAAUGCAGAGACCAUAUGGUGUUGCACCAUACUUGAUCCCACAGACCAUCCUUCAACCUGGCUUUGUCCUGCCCUCCACCUCGUACCUGGAUUCCAAUGUUGCAUUGUAUACACAAUAUCCUACCUACGAACAUUAUUACCCAGCCUCCCCUCAGUACCCCAGUCUUGGCUACGCCUACACGAUGCAGCUUCCAUUGCAAACUGGAAUUCCAAGCUUGAGCCAAUGCCAGCAUGAGCCAACAACAUUACACACAGCUGGACUUCAGAGACGAUAGCCAGUGUAAAUGAAAGCAGGCACAAGGCUAAGAUCUUGAGUGCUGACUCGGAGGAAAUUCUAGUACUGCUGAGUUUGUCAACUGUACCAUUUGGAUCUACUACCAUUGUAUUCGUAUUAAGAAUACCUUUUAAUUUUACAGCAAAAUACAAACCAAAAUUGAGGAAAAUGCAAAUUCUGGCAUUUGUACCUCCCAAGUAAUUUUUUUUUGUUCCCCAUUCCCCCUUCCAAGAUUCCUGCAAGUUAUAAUGCUUGAGUACUUCUGAUUUUUAACUUUCCCUCCCACCUUGAAGGGAAAAGUCAGUAUGCAAGUAUUUUGUAUUUGGAAAUGUGAAUUUAUUAUUAAUCUGAUUCAUUCAAGAAAUGGCAAAGCAGGGGUGGAUUGAGGCUGACCAACCACUGCAAGAUUACGAUCUGCUCAAGCCAGCUCAACAUUUAUCUCCACUGAAUCAGUCACUGACAACUGCAAAGAUGUAAUUACUACUGUAUCUGGCUAUCAUCUAGAACAUUUAUGGAAAUCUUUAAUUGCUUACAUACAGAUCAAGACUUCUAUAAAGGAAUUGUUGCAUUGCAAUUCCAUGCUCAGCUCAGGAUUUUUUAAUAUAAAUGUAACUUUAUACUUUUGAUCCUAUAUGGAAGUAGUACACUUGGGGAUUCUUUUGCUUGAAUCAGCUAUGCAUCUAUUCCAGACCACUUGUACUUGGGGAAACAAUGCUUAAGUAAUUUAUGAAAUUGUGUAAUCUGUUCAUAGUGUUUAUUGUGAGUACUUAUACUUGCAAGUACUUACACUAUGAAUUGCAGAAAUUAACCUAUUUGAAUGCUGAAAGUGUUCCUUCUUUUCUCUGUAAACAUUAAAUUAAAUGAAUAUUUAUAAACAAAAUAACUGUCACUUUCAUAUUUGAUGCUAAGGAUUUGAAAAAUGUAUACACUUUUUUUUAUUUCCUGAACUUUUGUAGCUGCUAAUUUAAGUGCAUGAAGAAAUUUUAUUUAACACCUAAUUUAAGGGAAAUUUAGAACCUGCUUUGGCAUGAACACCAUUUGUAUCAAUCUGUUUUCUGUUUGCAUCUUUGUUUGUUUUCAGUUUUUGAACCAAUUGUAUGGAAGAUGUCAAGAAAAUGAUAUCUGCGAGCAGCUGAAAAACGAAUGCUUUGUUCUUCUAUUGUGUGUUGUAAUGGUGUGUUGCAAUAGGAUCCCUGGCUGACAAUUGUACCAAGCAAUAUCUAUGUCUACAGUGAAACAAAGUUUUUAUAUAAUAGUAAAUUUAGGUGAACCACAAACCAGCAGAAUGCAAUCUGAAUUAGCUGAUCUUAGCUAGUCUUCACCUAAAAUGUCUUGCCAGUAUUCACGUAUCAUGAUGGACCUUUUUAGAUGGAGAUUUGGGCAGUAAGAUGGAUGGAGCUGAGAGCAUACUUGGGAAACUAAGGAUGUCUUGCCCUUGUCUGAUCUUGAUUUAUGUUCCUGCUUUAGCUAAUCCCACUAAGAAGUGGAUUCUCAGCGCCCCCCCCACAUAAAAAGUCUACAAAGUAUGAAAAUUAUAUCUCAUGCCUAAAAUUCCAGAACAUUUAAGGUAAAAUAUAAAGUUGCCAUAGUCCUAAUGUACCAAAACCUGUGCUGUCAUUGGAGAGAUGCUUGGUGGGGAUUUAACCUGAGGAUCACUGUGCCUCAGGCAAGGGUAGAGUUUGAGAAGGUGGGUCUUUCAUGGUAAUCUUAGCUAGUUUGGGAAUUGAACUCCUGCAUUGCAAACUAACAGCAGAAUGCCACUACCAGUCCAGUCAACUGAGUCUACCAACUCCUUCAUUAAACAUAGUAUGAUGCACAGUAGAUCCUCCAUCACAAUCCCAUUAAACUGGCUUUGUACUUAAAACCCACUUUUCAAAGUCCUGCAAUGAGAUUUCAUUCAUUUUUCCAAUAACUUUGUGCACCCUCAAUUAUCCUUUAUUCUGUAACUGGAUGGUUGGUUUUCUCCAGUUUCUCAAGAGCAUGAGAAGUGGUAGAUCAUACAACUCAUCAACUGUGCUAUUCAACUUGGUCAUGCCUAAUCUUGAUUCAGCUGCACUUCUGUCAUGUAGUCCCCACAUCCAUGUUGAUGUAAACUAUGCCUGUUCCAGCCUUUGUAUUCAAUGGAGCAGUCACAUACCUCUGGACUAGAGAAUUCUCAUGUUUCAAACUUUUUAAAAAAAAAUUAUAAUUUUUCCUAAUUAAUCAGGCCCUCAUCUUGACUACUGUGUUUUAGUUUUUGUUUCUAUUGGUCAAUCUAUCAAGUCCCUUGUCUGUUUCAACAUUGUUAAAAGGUG